Messenger RNA from Paraglomus brasilianum, 922 nucleotides. The record is from the annotation of a GenBank genome assembly. Lineage: Eukaryota; Fungi; Glomeromycota; Glomeromycetes; Paraglomerales; Paraglomeraceae.
AUGGACAACGCACAGGACGUUGGCAUAAUACAGCCAGACCCAAUUAACAUAAUACAGCAAGAACCAGAGAUCGUAUAUGCAGAAAUUUGCAGACUUUUAGAGGAAAUAACGAGAAAAGAUGAACAAAUUAAAGGUCUUGAAAAUCGGAUCGAGAAAUUAUCAACAAAUUAUACGAGUCUGCAUGAUAAAGUAGAACAAAAAAACGCGGAAAUUAAACUUCUUGAAGACCAAAUCGAAGAAGAAUUAAGAACUUGUACAGGACUGAAGAAGAAACUUGAAGAAGCCAACGACAUGUUUUAUAAAACUUUUGAAGCAUUCCAGAAAGCAGAUGAUAAAAACAUAGAAGAAUCUGAGAAAACUUCAGCUUACAUAAAAAAAUUAGAAGACCAAGCAAGAGUGACCGACGACUAUGUGGCAACACUUGAAAUCAAGAAUGAAAAAAUGGAGACGCUUCUGGAAACACGCGAAAAUGAGCUGAAUGCGCUCCACAGUCAAAUGAAACUUUUAACAAACAAUCAAAGAGGAAAUUUUGCCUCAGACAAGGAGUUUGUUUCUCCGUCCAACUCGCAAACAAUAUAUCAAAAAAAAAAGCCACUUUCUUACGCACAUAAUCAACAAAUAAUCGAUAUAGUCUCCACAGCGAUGGAUAAAAUAAUGAAUGAAUCGGAGAAAACGUCAGCUUGCAUCAAAAAAUUAGAAGACCAAUCAAGAGAGUUUGCUUCUUCGCAAAAAAUAUAUCAAGAAAAAGAGCCAUUUACUCACGCGCAUAUUCAAGAAAUAAUCGAUAUAGUCUCCAAAGCGAUGGAUAAAACUUGUCAACUAAAAAAUGAACAAAAUACACUUGCUAUUAUUGAACUUAACGAAAAACGUCGAGCACAAUUAAAAGAGGUUCAAGAAAUACUAGAUAGACUGACUCGUGGUG